Molecule: messenger RNA, 2018 nt
Organism: Tuber melanosporum (Perigord truffle)
Lineage: Eukaryota; Fungi; Ascomycota; Pezizomycetes; Pezizales; Tuberaceae
Exons: 5
Coding region: 310-1149 (279 amino acids)
Source: RefSeq, a predicted model, not a curated record
CAACUUCAUAUCCGACCUUCGUAGUAUUCCUGAGUCCAAGGUUCCCUCGUUUUAGCCUUGACCAGACAACAUUCGCUUUCAUCCACACUCGCUCUACUUGCUAUAUUAUAUUGCCUACCGCUGGCUUUUGAAUAGCUCACCUUCGCUCCGUGUCAUUCGUUUUCUGGUUUCUCCGAAUUCUCAGUGCAGCACAUUUACGACACUCCCACUCUCGACCAAAAUUCAGAGCUUCUCACACAUACCACUGUAUUCUUCUACGAACGCAUAACUGUACUGUAUCAAGUAUGAGUUCGUACGGUUCAGAUCACCAUGACCAAACCCACAGUGGCACUCAGCGGAAGCGGGUUGGCAAAGCCUGUGACCGCUGCCGCAUCAAGAAGAGCAAGUGUAAUGGAGACAACCCAUGUGACCGCUGCAAUACCGAUGAUCAAAGAUAAGAACCCUCCAAGAGGAUAUAUCGAAACUCUUGAGAGCCGCUGCAUUAUUCUCACUCAGGGCUUGAUUGAGAUGGACCGCAUCCGAAAGGGGCUGCCACCUUCCUCUACUCAGUUCGUAGCUGGCAGGCCCAGCGGAAGGGUAGCAAACUCGAUUUUGAAGGAGAUUGGAAUUGACACCUCGAGGAUUGAAACCGAUUUUGACGAUUAUGAUGGACUUUGCGGCGGUGGAUCUCCUGGAGCAGAGAGUCUCGGAGGUGGAUCAAAUCAUUCUCAAUAUGACGAUUUCUUUACAAGCACGGAACACCUCCCCCACCCCCAGUCCCACCACUCCCCGGCAUCUUCUCGUAGUCCGAGCGUAAACGCAGCUUCAUCGCGCACGUGGCCUUUGGAAGGUCAUCGCCGACAAGCAUCCCACGGUUUUCCUGUCGCGAACCCUCAGUUUAUUGCAGAGGGAAUCACAGCUCAAAACCUCGUGUCGAACGGAGAUUACCAGCCCCCGAUGCUACUAAUGGAGGGGACUCAAUACCAACCCUCUUCACCGUCUCCGGGAGUCUUUCACUACAACCAAGACUACAACCUAUCUUCUCAGGAUCUUCCCAGUGAUUUUGGUGAAUAUUACGAAUAUAAUGACAACCGGUCUCCCACCGGUAACUCUACGAACGUCACGUGUAUGGAGCCGAAUUAUAAUUUUCAUGUCCAGGGUUACGCCUAAUUAAGGCUUUUACGAAUUUCCUCCCAUUCUCUCUUUCUGUCUCUCCUUUCCUCUCUUUUUGUUCCAAAUCUAGACAUUCAUUUACGAUAUACGCAUGCACACGUUGGGGGGGGGGGGGUUCUUCACAUUUUUUGCUAUCCUUAUUGGCUGGUUUUUUGAUUUUUUUUUCUCGCUCUCAUUUGGUCUUUUUGCGAAAACACACUCAUAGCAUGUUACGAGCACGGUACGGUCAUUCCUUUUUGGUACGGGGUUUUGUUGUUUUUUUCUCUUAUUUCAAACUUAGCUGUGGAUGUGAGCAUGGGUAUCGGCGCUUUUCGGAUUUGGAUUCCAUCGCACAGCCCCCGCAUGCCCAAAGGGCUGCGUAUGGCUUGCUUAUUAUUAUCAUUAUUAUUUUUUCUUUCACAUUCAUUCCCUGUUAUUUUUCUUUUCUUGGUCCCCGAGAGUCCUCUCGGGUUUUUUGCUCCUCUCUUAACUUUAAUUUCUAGUUUGUUAAUUUUCUUCUUUGUUUUGUUUAUCACUCUUGCUAUGGUUUCUUAUCAGAUUUCAAUGUUUUGGGCGGUCCGCGAUGUUGAUGUACAGUACAUAACGGUUACCUCACGAUACCCUCCUCCCAUCCCUCGCUCCCCAUCUCGCUCUCUCUCUUAUUCCUCCUUUUCUUGCUCUUUAAUUUCUAGUUAUCUGCAGCCUGGUAUCGCAAGAUCACGUUUUUGCGGUAUUUUACGAGUUAUGUAUGGGCGAUCGAUUUGGUUGUUGGGAGGAGUUUCAGGUCCCUUCAAUGUAGCUUUUUUAAUGUUUCAGUUCCCUAUUCUUACGAUUUCUGUGCCCUAUGUAAAUUAAGGCGGAAGAAAGUCCGGAGCGGGUAGAUGAAA